This is a messenger RNA of Ilex paraguariensis (yerba mate), 1717 nucleotides long. The record is from the annotation of a GenBank genome assembly. Lineage: Eukaryota; Viridiplantae; Streptophyta; Magnoliopsida; Aquifoliales; Aquifoliaceae.
AGGAUGGUGGCUCAAGUAGUGAGGCCACUAAUGCAAUGGCCGAGAUGGCAUUACCAAUGCUUGUCUCGUGCAACUUUCCAUCAUCUCCUCCCCCCACCCUCACUACUCUCCACCAACGACAGCUCUCGUCCUCUACUCUUUAUACCAUACCCUUCUUCUCAUCGGAACGUUCAUUUCCGAUCACGCGGUCUCAGGUUACCCAACGCUCCGUUACCGUCCUAUUCCACGGAGAGCGACAGCGACUCCGAUGGCAAUUCAAAGAAGAGCCGCAACCAGAAAAAGCGGGAAGCUCAUCGCGCCGUCCGGUGGGGUAUGGAGCUCGCUAAUUUCUCUUCACCUCAAAUCAAGCGUAUUCUCAGAGUGGCGUCACUCGAGCAAGAAGUAUUCGAUGCGCUGAUGCUAGCGAAGAGACUAGGUCGUGAUGUUCGAGAAGGAAAGAGAAGGCAGUUUAGUUAUAUAGGAAGACUGCUACGUGAAGUGGAGCCUGAAUUGAUGGAUGGUUUAAUUCAGGCAACAAAAGAUGGUGACAUGAAUAAGUUCCAGGGUUUAGCUGGUUCAGCAUCAUGGGUUAGUGAUGAUGAAGAAGAGGAAGAAGAAACUAUACAUGAGGAUGAAGAGGAGGAGUCUCAUGAUUAUAUUCUAGCUACCAGAUGGUUUGAUGGUCUGAUCAAGAAGGACAAUGACAUUACCAAUGAAGUCUAUUCAGUUCAUAACGUCGAGUUUGAUCGCCAGGAAUUGCGCGGACUUGUCCGGAAAGUACACAAUAUUGAAGAGCGUUGGGCCAAUGCGGAGGAAAACAAAGGAGAAGUGGAUGUGGCACUUAUGGGAGCCAAGAGGUCUCUCUCUCGUUUCCUUCGAGGCCUUGCCAAGCAGCUGCCAACUGAAUAGAUUCUCAGUUUUGGGCAUUUAUUAUUCUUUUGCAGCAUCAGGUAGUUCUAUUAACUUAUAAACUGGGAAUUUUGGUGGUUCGGGAAAGCGAUGCCUCCUUUUUCAUGCUUUUUGGUUGAGGCAAAUUUAAUCAAUUCUUAUGCCUUUUUUAUCUCACUCGACAUACUUCAGUGCUCCCACAAAAACUCCCUCUUCGCCAAUUUUUCUGCUGAAAAACACCAACCUAGCCUUGCAAUGCUUUAAGUUAGAUGAUUUGCAUGAACUAUCUGGCAAGUUUCAUGCAAAUACUUUCGUGUAGAACACUGCAACUGAACCGGAUUCCCAGUUGCAACGGUGAACCUGCAACACCAUGUUGGCAUUUGGAAAUCAUAUACUAUAAGCUGAUGGAUGACCACAAGAUAAGAACCUAUUUUGUCUUGGCUCUUAAAAAAUUCAACCUCUUAUCUCAAUGAUGAUGCUUAAUUUUUAAUAUGGCUUCCUUUUUGCAUCAGCUGAUGUGAUUUAUAAUUGAAGCAUUCACACCUUUAUUACUUUGAGAAUAUUAUCUUUUUGGGUGGAUUGUUGAAUACAGAGUAUAUGAUGUUAUGUGUUUCAGAUACAUUUAAUCAGCUGAAGUUUUCUGUGUUGAGAAUUGUGGCGACUGAUAUAAUAUUCUGUAAUAAUUGAAGCUCUCAUGAUGUGAACGGGAGCUUUGAGAGUGUAUCUCCUAGUGUCGAAGCACUAAGCUCAAUUCUUAGUAAUUGUUGUUGCAAUUGUCUUGCCAUUAAAUAAGUACAGAAUUUUGUUUUCACGGGAGAAUACUUUUUUGCCCAAGAUGAUGACUUUCUUU